Leptinotarsa decemlineata (Colorado potato beetle) is the source of this 2417-nucleotide messenger RNA. RefSeq names its product 6-phosphofructo-2-kinase/fructose-2,6-biphosphatase (gene Pfrx). The record is from RefSeq and is a predicted model, not a curated record. Gene Ontology annotation, cellular component: cytosol. Gene Ontology annotation, biological process: fructose 2,6-bisphosphate metabolic process; fructose metabolic process. Gene Ontology annotation, molecular function: ATP binding; 6-phosphofructo-2-kinase activity; fructose-2,6-bisphosphate 2-phosphatase activity. Lineage: Eukaryota; Metazoa; Arthropoda; Insecta; Coleoptera; Chrysomelidae.
GGCGUCUGUGAAGAAAUGACCUAUGAAGAAAUCAAAGAAAAAUACCCCGAAGAGUUUGCAUCCAGAGAUGUAAAUAAGUUCGCAUACAGGUAUCCUCGAGGUGAGAGUUAUGAAGAUUUGGUAGCACGAUUAGAACCUGUUAUUAUGGAGUUAGAAAGGCAAGGAAAUGUGCUUGUUGUAUCACACCAAGCAGUGAUUAGAUGUCUACUCGCCUAUUUCUUGGAUAAAACAGCAGAUGACUUACCAUAUCUGAGAGUUCCUCUGCACACCAUAAUUAAAUUAACGCCUGUUGCUUAUGGCUGUCGAGUAGAAGAAAUUCCUCUCAACAUAGAUGCAGUGGAUACCCACCGGUCCAAACCAACAGAAUCAGGCCAAACUCAACAUGUAAAUACUAAUGAAAAUCUAACUGAAAAUUAAUUUGGAAUGUUUUGUUUUAGCACCACAAUUUAUGUGAUCUUGUUAUGAAAUAUUCAUUAUUUGUGAUCAGUUUUUCUUGCCAGUAGGUAAUAAGUAAUAAUUUUUGAUAUAUAAUUCUCUACUCAAAAAAAAUUGGAUUUAUUUUGCUGAAAUCUUUCUGGACACAAUUAUGAAUUGUUUAAUAGUGCUUCAGAUAAAAUACGAGGGUGAUCUAAAAAGUUUCCGACCCAACAAAGAUACAAGACAUUUUUUUCGGAUGUUUUUUUAUUUCUUGACAGUCUCCUUUUAACUCUACACAUUUUUCCCAGCGUUGCUCCCAUCUCUGUAACAUCUCCAUAUAGUACUAGGCGUUUUUUUCUGCAAGAUGAUCACUUGGUGUUCGAAACACUUGCCGAGGUGUUGAAAAUAACGGUUUGGUGUUGUUCAUGAAGGAGAAAGGGUUUACGAAGGUGAUUGCCUCUCAUUUGACGAAACUCGUGAGUUCUCCAAGCGUAGUUUUUAGAUGUGGGAACAAAAAGAAGUCGCCUGGAGCUAAAUCUGGGGAGUAGGGCGGAUUCGUGGAUUUUCGCCAUGGAGGUAUGAGACGCUGCGUUGACUUGGUGAAACAACGUUUUCUUUUUCUGCAGAUGUGGUCGUUUUUCCGCAAGUUCUACCUUCAGCUCAUCAAAUAAUGUUGCGUAGUUUCAUCUACAGUAAUUAAUCCGCGGCCAAACUCAGAUUUAUUGCGCCUAAACUCCGCCAAAAGAGCGUUGAACUAAAGUUUUUGGCCUAACAGGAUGUGAGCGGAUCGUGACUAAAUGUUGAUUUAAUAUGUGACAAACAUGUUCUUUUGAAAUGAUCAUUAUUCUGCUAUCUCUCUCACUUUCAUUCGGCGGUCGUCUAGCCCCAUUAGGUGAACUUUGGCGAUGUUCUCGUUGGUAGUUGCAGUUUUUGGAUGUCCCAAACUUUCAUCGUCUCCUAAUCUCUUACGGCCACGUUGAAAUUCAGCUUCCCAAAAUGUCACUGUGAUGAGUGAUUGUGUAGAAUCCCCAUACACAGAAUCCAACUCAUCUUUGAUUUGCAUAUAGACGUAUCGCUUCUGAAAAACAAAUAUUUAAUGACAGCUCGAUACUUGAUUUUGUACUUUUUCUCAAAAAUACUCAUAUCAGCUCACUCACACGACUGUUUCAUAACAACUGCGCGUCCAAAAUGGCUUGAACUUUGGUAAGUAACUGUCAACAGAUAAACAAAUGAAAUUCGCUAGCUUUCAUUUACGAGUGCUGCCAUCUUCAUGUUGAGAUCGGAAACUUUUCAGACCACCCUUGUAGUACCUUUGUUGUUGGCAAUAAAUUUAUUUGUCCUCUUGUAAACUAUUGUUUUGGGUAGAGUAUGUGCACAUGCAGGUUUAGAAAAACUAUGCUUUGUAUUGGCCUGGCUCCAUGUAGUGAUUUUUCAUUUUUGUUUACUUCUCUGGUAACUAAUAUUGCAAAUAUUUUAAUAUGAACUUGAUCAGUUUUUAUUUUAGUUCAUAUUUCUUUGUACUUCUUCUUCAUCCUGCUGCUCUGCAUGUGAACAUAAUCUCAUACUAGUUGAACUACUGAGCUGUGAAUGUGAAUGAAUCGCCUCAAUUGGAUUCUCAGGAGAAUUGGUUGAUCAGUCAAACUUUUGAAGUAGGUAUUCUGAAAAACUUUGAAACGCAUUUUCAGUCAUACCUACUUCAUCUUAGAUCUUUUUUACCCUAGAGAUGUUUGAGGAUUUCAUAUAAAAUUCUCAGCCAAUUCUUCUGAUUAUAAAUUAGUUGAGCCAACUUUAGUGGAUGCGGCCAUAGAAACAGCUUUGACGCAUCUUGUUGCUGAAUGUGGUAGGCAUUUGUCAUUAGUUGUAGCCGAUGAAUAAAUAUAAUGUUUGAUCAACAGUAUGAAAGUAGCAAUUGUCUUUUCGUCCAUCCAUAACCUCAUUUCUUCUUCACUUAUUCUUAUUUACUUGGCAAUGUAUUGAAAAAUAGAUUAAGCUGGAAUGGA